AUGCUUGUCGGCGGCUUCUUCAUACGCUCAACAACCCCUCUCUCUAAUCCCUUCACCAUCCCCUCCAUCUUCUCUCGCUCUCCUCCUCCCUCGUUUCCCUUCAUCCGCUCCUCUCUCGCAGCAGCAGCCGACUGCUUCCACGACGCGAUCGCCAUCUUUCAGCUCUUCUGGCCUCUUUUCCUCACCAUGUUCUGCAUCAGCCUCUUCACCUGCUUCGUUCAGCAACACAUCAUCUCUAUGCUCGCCACUGUAUUCCGCACACUUGCCAAUGGCAUGCGGAGAAUUUAUUUGCCUAUCCUCAACUUGGCCACGCCAGCCAUUGAUCGAGUUCUCCAGCUACUGCCAACCAACUUGACGCCACUCAAAAAGAGCAAGAAAAAGACUGGCGGUAGACCGCGAUCUGUUGCCGAUAACAGUAGUGCUCGCUAG
Molecule: messenger RNA, 429 nt
Organism: Trichoderma aggressivum f. europaeum
Lineage: Eukaryota; Fungi; Ascomycota; Sordariomycetes; Hypocreales; Hypocreaceae
Exons: 1
Coding region: 1-429 (142 amino acids)
Source: RefSeq, a predicted model, not a curated record